Messenger RNA from Microstroma glucosiphilum, 814 nucleotides. RefSeq lists its product as hypothetical. The record is from RefSeq and is a predicted model, not a curated record. Gene Ontology annotation, cellular component: membrane. The transcript is spliced from 3 exons. Lineage: Eukaryota; Fungi; Basidiomycota; Exobasidiomycetes; Microstromatales; Microstromataceae. Bases 120 to 602 code for a protein of 160 amino acids.
GCCCUUGAUACUCACCCACACCCCACCAUCCCAAUUCCUUGACGCUCCUUGCUCAGAACACUGUCGUUUCUCCUUGUGCUCCUACUCACUCCAUUCCUAUUUCGUCGUCCCAAGCAAAGAUGGCCCGCGCCAACAGCCGCAUCGAGCUUCUCCUGGUCAAUCUCACCGGCCUUCAGAACUUCUCCCUCCUGACGGUCCUGGUCGCCUUCUUCCUCUGUCUAGCUCCACAUGUCUACGCUGUCAGCCUCACCCGGGGCAACUUCAAAGCUGAUGCGCCACGAAGCUACGUUGCCUCUAUGCAGAAGAAGCAGAACAAGACAGAAACGGAUCUCAGGUUCCUCCGCGCUGAGGCGGCCCACCUGAACGGUUUCGAGACGCUAGCGCUGUACGCAGUGGCCAUCUCCAUCGGCAAUGUAGCUGGGCUCCCCACGAGCCAAUUGAACAGCCUCAGUCUCUUCUACAUCCUCUCACGCAUCAUCUUCAUCCUCUCCUACAUCUUCCUCUCCACCCCUACCCUGUGGUGGAUUCGCUCCCUCAGCUACUUUGGCGGGAUAGCAGUCAUCUUCAGACUCUUCUGGUCUGCAGCAGCGGCCCUGCAGUAGUCACAGAGAUGCAGAGGAAGAAGAGAGGGAGUGGAGAUGAGCAGGAGCCGGCAAACGGAGGAAGAGAAGCUACGAGGGUCGAGCAGGUGUGGAGGGUCGAAGGCAAAGAGGGGCUGGCCGGCCAUAUGCCAGCCCGCUGAGGGCCAAUGUUGUGAUAUCCUUGGACAAUGUGAUACAAUUACACAGGCUUCACGAGACUACGUGAGAGACCU